Messenger RNA from Paralichthys olivaceus (Japanese flounder), 4416 nucleotides. Lineage: Eukaryota; Metazoa; Chordata; Actinopteri; Pleuronectiformes; Paralichthyidae. The record is from RefSeq and is a predicted model, not a curated record.
CCUGCUGGUUUAAGGAUGUCAGGAGGCAGUUUUUGGAGAAAGCGCAGCAGAGCGCACUGAUCCAGUGUCAGACCGCUGCUGGUGGACUUAACCCGGGGACAAAGCUGCAUCACCUCACCUGCACGGAGGAACCUCUCCCGCUCUCAAUCUUUCUCUCUCCCUCACAGUUCCCUCUCAUUUCGGGGGGAAUUGUGCGCAUUGGCUGUUCUUCUAUACUUGGAUGGAGCGCGUACGGGACUGUGGUUCCUCCGCUGGGAUGUUGGUUCUCGGGGUGCUGUUGGUGCUCUGGCCCGCGCUGGACGGAGUCUGGGGGUUUAACCUUCACGCAGAGCAUCCCACGGUUUACAGGGGACCCGAUGGAAGUUAUUUCGGUUACUCAGUGGACUUCUACCAAGACACCGCCGACAGCAACACGAUCAGUGUGUUGGUGGGGGCCCCUAAGGCGAACACCUCCCAGCCUGGCAUCGUGGAGGCUGGAUCUGUCUACUACUGCCCCUGGCCUGGACUGCCUGACAGCUGCAGGCAGAUUCCGUUUGACAGUUCCAAUAACAGAAUGAUGAAGGUGAAUGGCACCAGGGAGCCUGUGGAAUUUAAGUCACACCAGUGGUUUGGAGCAUCUGUCAGGACACACAAAGGAAAAGUGGUGGCCUGUGCUCCGCUCUACCACUGGCGCACAGUGAAGCUGAGUGGGGAGAAGGAACCUGUGGGGACUUGCUAUGUGGCCGUGCAGAACUUCAGCGCCUACGCAGAGUACUCUCCGUGCAGGACCAGCGAUCCAGACCCAGAGGGGCAGGGGUUCUGCCAGGCUGGCUUCAGUGUGGAUUUCACCAAGGAAGGAAAGCUGGUGGUAGGAGGACCUGGAAGCUUUUACUGGCAAGGUCAAGUGAUGACAGCAGGGAUAGCUGAGAUACUGAACGGUUACUCUUUGAAGGCAAUCCUGAGAAAGGUUCCAGGAGAGAAAUACACUCGAGCGGCUGAGGACACACAUGAUGACAGCUACCUCGGUUACUCUGUGGCGGUGGGGGAGUUUACGGGAGACUCUGAACAAGAGCUGUUAGCUGGAGUCCCGAGAGGAGCACAGAACUUUGGAUAUGUGGUAAUGAUCAACUCCACCAAUCUGACCUUCAUCCAGAACUUCACAGGGGAACAGAUGGCCUCCUAUUUUGGCUACUCUGUGGCUGUCACCGACCUGAAUGGAGAUGGGAUGGACGAUGUGCUGGUCGGGGCACCCCUCUACAUGGAGAGAGAAAUGGAGAGCAAACCCAGGGAGGUGGGCAGGGUUUACUUGUACCUGCAGAUGGCACCGCUCACGUUCUCCAAUCCCAUUGCACUCACCGGCACGCACACCUUUGGACGCUUUGGCACGGCUUUAGCACCCUUGGGGGAUAUCAACCAAGAUGGGUACAAUGACGUGGCGGUGGGUUGUCCAUUCGGAGGCGAGGAGCGUGGAGGCAGAGUAUUGAUCUUUAAUGGGAACAGAGACGUAUCCACGCGAGGCUUGAUGCUGAGCCAAGAGCUAAGAGCAGCCUGGACCCCAAGUGGCAGCUUGUCGGGAUUUGGAUUCACUGUGAGAGGAGGCCAAGACCUGGACAGCAAUCAGUAUCCUGAUCUGAUUGUGGGGGCGUUUGGCGCAGGCGAGGUGUCGGUGUACAGAUCUCGAGCUGUAGUGUCUGUGGAAGCUGCAAUGACCCUGACACCCAGAAUCCUGAACCCUGAUGACCGACAGUGUCACCUGCCUCAGACAGACAUCAUGGUCACCUGUCUGAAGGUGAAUGUGUGUGCAGCAGUGAGCGGUGUGGGGAUCCCCAGCUCUGUCGACCUGAGAGCGGAGCUGCAGCUGGACUGGUUGAAAGGCAGCAGGGGGGGAGUAAAGCGAGUUCUCUUCCUGGACACCCAACAGCCUCAGCACACGGGGAUCCUAAGGCUGGGUCAGAGCCGCCCACGUGCAUGCCUGAGCUACACCAUUUACCUGAAAGAGGAGGAUGAGUUCAGGGACAAGUUAACCCCCAUUUCACUGGCUCUGAACUACAGCCUCGCUCCUCCCCCACGGGACCAAAACCUCCCACCUGUCCUUAACCACUAUAGCAGCACUUUCCUCCAAGAGCAUGCCUACAUUCUCCUGGACUGCGGAGACGACAAUAUUUGUAUCCCCGACCUGCAGCUCUCUGCCAGCAUAGACCGCUCAGAGCUGGUGAUUGGAGAUGACAAUCUGGUCAUGUUGACCAUCACUGCGGCGAACCGAGGAGAGGGAGCCUACGAGACAGAGCUACACACACUGAUUCCACCAGAGGCUGACUACAUCGGAGUGGAGCGCAGAGUGGAGUCUCUGUCUCAGCUGAACUGCGAGUACAAGAUGGUCAAUGAUUCCAGGAUGGUGGUGUGUGACCUCGGGAACCCGAUGGUCGCUGAGACCGAGCUGUCUGUUGGUUUGAGGUUUUCUGUGCAAAGGCUGGAUGAUGCGGGACCGAAAAUCAGCUUUGAGCUACAGAUCCACAGCUCCAACAAAGAUAACUCCAACAGCAACCCAGUCAGUUUGAAUCUGUCCAUCGUUGCUCAGGCUCAACUGGAUUUACGUGGCCUCAGUCACUUGAGACCUUGUAAUAAGACAGAGGAGAACACAAUACUGACAACUCUGCGCCCCCCCCCCCUCUCUCUAUGUCUCUAGCUCCACAACUCUGGUCCCAGCAGUAUCCGAGAGGCCGAGCUUCAAGUCGGCUGGCCGUCCCAUUUCCGUGAAGAGAACCUGCUGUAUGCCAUGGAGAUUCAAACUGACGGACCAAUUAGCUGCCGGACGAACACCAGCCUCAACCCUCUCGGCCUUCAGAUCUCCGCUCUUCAGGACACACCUGAAUUAUUGGGUUUCCUGAGGAACACCAGUUCUCCUCCCCGCCGCCACAAACGAGCCGUCAGCAAAGCUCAGAGUUAUAGCGGCAAAACCUUGAACUGCACUAAUAUCUCCUGUCUGAGGAUCACAUGUGUGGUCGGCCGGUUGGAUCGUGGACAGAGCGCAGUGGUUAAGAUCCGCUCGAGACUCUGGGCACACACGUUCCUGCAGCGGCGUAAUGACCCAUAUGUCCUCAACUCCACUGUGGCCUUCAUGGUCACAGCCAUGCCUUAUCGAAUCCAACCUCGCAUUCUGCCUCAGCACAGCACCUCGAUGGGGACCCUGGUGUUGUGGGGGACUCCUGAUGUAUCGUUUGCCGUUCCCCUCUGGGUCAUCAUCCUGGCCAUACUGCUGGGGCUGCUGGUGCUGGCCAUGCUAACACUCGCCAUGUGGAAGUGUGGUUUCUUUGACCGGGCGCGGCCGCCAACUGACGGCGACGUCUCUGACCAGGAGCAUCUGACGUCUGAUCAAACAGGGGACGCCUAAGUCGAUGCACGACAGCCCCUGAAUGGAGGACUUUGGUUUGGGAGGGAUGUGCACCUUCUGAGUAACUUAAAUCAGAUCUGAGAUCUGUAGUCAUUGGACCCUUCAUUCCUUGGCUGCACAUCUUCUGCCUCUCUAUUAAUGACAUUGACUGAAAGGACAGAAGGAAGACUGCAGCGCCGCUCCCGCUUGGGCCGAGGAGAGAGGCUCGAACCAGACAGAAUGGGACCAAAACCCACUAAACAGGCUCAAUCACACACACAUGUCUAUUGUUUAUCCUUCACAGUGAGGCACCCGAACUGAAGACAGGACAGACUUUGUUGUGAGGGCAAUGCUUUAAAUGUUUCUGAACGUUUUCAUGUGUCUGUGUUAGAGAGGCACAAAGAGACACGAGGUCUAUGCACAAGUGCUUUUGUGACUGUUUGUCUAUUGUGUGUGUGUGUGUGUGUGACUGUGUGUGCAGGUACUGUACAUAUGUGUGUUUAUUAGGUGCCCUUUGUGUGAGCCUUUCAUUCACUUAUUGAAUUCCUUCCCCACCUAAUUUAAUUUAUCCUGGUUCUUCAGAGCAGGCUGUAUACAGGUUGCACACACAAAUACACACACAUACACACACACACACACAUGCAUAGGAUCCUCAUGCAUUAACACAAAGGCACAUAGUUAACGUGUAUAUUUAAGAAUGUAUGUGCAAUAUUUGGGUGUUGUGUGAUACUGAAGCUUGUUUACACUGGCAUUAUUUUUAUCAGAGCUUAAUGUUUCCAUUGUUUAUGUAUAUAAGUGUAUAUUAGAUUUUAGUAUUCAGAAGCAAAUGAGUGAUUUAAGCCACGUGACAUUUUAAAAAGAUUAAAGUGAGGAGACAAAUAAAUAAAUAACUUAUUACUGUGGUCUGUUACUUUGGAUUUGAUAAGACUUCAGACUUGUCUGUUAAGACAAAGGGUCCAGAACAGAAACACAUUUAUCUGUGUCUGUUCAAUGUUGUCAUUUCUUUAUGUGAUAAUAAAAUAUAUGCAAAGUGUGAGGGCAUCAACAGUACCCAGAAUUUAAACCAA